Messenger RNA from Patiria miniata (bat star), 962 nucleotides. Its product is annotated as cytidine deaminase-like. The coding region runs from base 262 to 687 and encodes 141 amino acids. The transcript has 5 exons. Gene Ontology annotation, cellular component: cytosol. The record is from RefSeq and is a predicted model, not a curated record. Lineage: Eukaryota; Metazoa; Echinodermata; Asteroidea; Valvatida; Asterinidae. Gene Ontology annotation, molecular function: zinc ion binding; cytidine deaminase activity.
AUGUUUUUAGUAUGCGCGUGCUGCCUGACGAUCACGCAUUGAGGAAGCUUUGUACUGUGAGAAUGUUCAACAUUAAUAGUAUUAUUUGAUCACAAUUUACAGUCAGAAUCAGUUGGUCUGGGAACCAGACUACAGCAUUAAUUGAGAGACUAGCUGCAGACAGAUCAGCGCAGUGCGGGCAUUGCGAGUAUAUAGUACGGUUUUUCUGCUGAGAGAUACGCACGAAGUGAAACACCUUGCAGCAGUAAUUAUCGGUGAACUAUGGGCGACUCUGAAUUACCAGCUGAAAUUAAGAAACUCAUAGAGCAAAGCCAAGAGGCCAAGACGCAUGCGUACUGUCCCCACAGCAAGUUCCAUGUAGGCGCUUCCCUGCUCACCAAAGACGGCAAGGUGUUCAAUGGUUGCAACGUGGAUAAUGUUUCACACUCAAUGUCGAUUUGUGCGGAAAGAUGUGCCUUCUUCAAAGCUAUAUCUGAGGGUCACAGAGACUUCAAAGCUAUCGCUGUGGCGAGUGAUAUGGCAGACAAGUUCAUUUCACCGUGUGGCGCUUGCCGACAAGUCAUGUAUGAAUUGGGUGGGAAAGACUUGGAGGUGUACCUGACUAAACCCGACCUGUCCUGGAAGCGUACGACCAUGGAGGAACUCAUGCCACUUCCCUUCGACGAGUUUAAGGUUGCAUCGAAAUAAGACGCUACGUAUACGUUCCUAUGACAACCAAAUGUUUGACUUGUGUUGUGUUUCUAGAUAAAAAAAAACCCAACAAAUUCUCAUUGUGAACGCGCUGUUAUCUUUAUUGGCUUAUUUAACUUUGCUCUGAAGAUGUGUCUAUUAAAGUUCUCUGUGCACCAUUACUUGUGAUAUGGCUGCGUUCGAUUAGCUAACAUGUGUUAGUAAAACGUACAUGAGAGCUUUGCUCGUACCCCCUGCCCUGCAAGGGCGGAUCCAGAACACAAUUUUUUUUG